Apis dorsata (giant honeybee) is the source of this 380-nucleotide messenger RNA. Its product is annotated as armadillo segment polarity protein-like. The record is from RefSeq and is a predicted model, not a curated record. Lineage: Eukaryota; Metazoa; Arthropoda; Insecta; Hymenoptera; Apidae. The transcript has 2 exons. The coding region runs from base 76 to 354 and encodes 92 amino acids.
ACGCGGACUUGUCGGUGAUACUGGUGUUGAAGAAUACGUUUUGUGUUGAUCUGAGCUACCUAAUCUCUUCAGGACAUGCUUGGCCCUGAUCAAGGCUAUGAUGGUAUGUAUGGACAAGGACCCCCUAGUGUACACAGCAGCCAUGGAGGCCGAGGGUAUCAACCGCAAGGUUAUGACCAGAUACCAGUAGAUUCGAUGCAAGGGUUGGAAAUAGGUGGAGGGUCGACAUAUGGCGCGAUGGACACUAUGGACGUGGCGCACGAGGGUGACCUGAGUUUCGAUCAUUUAGGAGAGCUUCCUGCACCGCCACAAGAUAAUAACCAGGUUGCAGCUUGGUACGACACCGAUCUCUGAAAAUGUGCCAGCAUCGUAUCUCGCCA